This is a messenger RNA of Malaya genurostris, 1699 nucleotides long. Its product is annotated as estradiol 17-beta-dehydrogenase 11. Gene Ontology annotation, molecular function: oxidoreductase activity, acting on the CH-OH group of donors, NAD or NADP as acceptor. Gene Ontology annotation, cellular component: lipid droplet. Bases 495 to 1469 code for a protein of 324 amino acids. The record is from RefSeq and is a predicted model, not a curated record. Lineage: Eukaryota; Metazoa; Arthropoda; Insecta; Diptera; Culicidae. The transcript is spliced from 5 exons.
CGGCUUUUGUCUCUUCCAGCGAUUGGUCGAACGGAUCGCUCGCUCUUUUCUCUGGUUUCGUAAGGCCAGCUUAUUUCGAGUUGGAAGAAAGUCGUCACGGCCUUCCCAUAACUGUUACGAGUUCCGAAACUUUUCUCCAGUGAAGUGUUUCAUUCUCUUUUUCUUCCGUGUAUUUACCGUCAAAACCGAGGCCAAUCGUACGAAAACAAACCGUUGAGUGAGUUUCGGUUACUUGGAGAUCCAACCGGUUAAAUAGUGCCUUAAGUUAGAGAAGGAAAUAAAAAGAAAGUGGCCAACACACUACCGAUGUUCCUCUGGUGGGCCUAAGUGAGUUUAGUUUUCGGAUGCUGAUUCAACGGUUUGGGCUAUAAAAGUGGUGAAUUAAAUGUUUAUCGUGGAGCAGUGAGAGUUGAAAAUUCUUUUAUUCACCACGGUUGGGUGUAGUGCAUCGUGUUAACCUAGAUAUCUGGAAGUGGAAGCACAACAACGGAGCAAUGGCUCUCCAGAUGACUGAUAUGCUUUACGAGAACCCGAUGGAUCACUUUCUGACGCUCUUCAUCGAUUUCUUCAUUUUCUUCUUCAAAUCGAUCUACUACACUCUGGAAACGUGUCUGUUGACCUGCAUUCCCUACCGAUUCCGUAAAGUGAAGGAUGUGUCCGGUCAAGUGGUACUAAUAACCGGCGGAGGCGGUGGUGUCGGGCGUCAUCUAGCGAUGAAUUUUGCCCGGCUUAGGACGCGAGUCGUGAUUUGGGACAUAAACAAGGAAGCAUUGAAAGGAACCGCCGACGAGUUGGCUGCUGAAGGGUACUACUGCCACUCCUACCUGGUGGACAUAUCCGAUCGGGAGCAGGUGUACGAGAUAGCCAAGAAGGUCAAGGAGGAGGUCGGUGACGUCAACAUUUUGAUCAACAAUGCUGGAAUUGUCGCCUGCCGUACACUGUGGGAUCUGUCGGACAAAGCCAUCGAGAGUACCUACGCGGUGAACAUACUGUCCCACUAUUGGACCACGAAAGCCUUCCUCCCGGAAAUGAUGAAGACCAACAAGGGACACAUAGUUACCGUGGGAUCCGUUGCAGGACUACUGGGAACCUAUGGAUGUACCGAUUACAGCGCUACGAAAUUUGCUUGUGUUGGUUUUCACGAAGCUUUGUUCACUGAGUUGAGGACACACGGCUACGAUAAAAUCCAUUUGACACUGGUUUGUCCGUACUACAUCAACACCGGAAUGUUCGCCGGCUGCAAGCCUCGUCUUUUGCCGAUGCUGGAGCCCAAAUAUGUCGCUGACAGUAUGGUAAAAUCGAUCCUGAAGAAUGAAGUCAACUGCACCCUUCCAGACAACGUUCGUGUGUUCUUGCCACUUAAGUGCCUACUGCCGGCCAAGGUUUGCUGGGAAAUAAUGCACCGCAUCAUGAAAGGACCCCAGACUAUGAUGGGCUUCCGUGGUAGGGGCAAAGCUACCGCGGGUUAGUGAAUUUCCGUUUGGGGAGAUUCCGCUUUAGUUGAAUAGGAUUAUCUUUUCUAUUGAGUUAUCACUAUGUCGAGUUCAAUAGUUUUCGUUUUCAUUAUUUUAAAAAUAUUACUAAUUUAUAGCAUACAACGAGCUUUAGAACUAUCCUUUUAUUAUUAUUAUUAUAUAACACGUUUCGAAAAUAUUUUACGUAAGAAAUUACAUUCAAAUAUAUGAAUCUAAAAAAACGA